Molecule: messenger RNA, 4160 nt
Organism: Platichthys flesus (European flounder)
Lineage: Eukaryota; Metazoa; Chordata; Actinopteri; Pleuronectiformes; Pleuronectidae
Gene: hapstr1a
Product: HUWE1 associated protein modifying stress responses a
Exons: 5
Coding region: 190-1062 (290 amino acids)
Source: RefSeq, a predicted model, not a curated record
AGGAAAAACAGUGAGCUAAGCGUCUCCUCCCUGAUGCAGCUGCUAGCAUAGAGGAAGCUUAUGUUCCAGUGCGGACAAGUCAAAACUGUAGUAAUAUCCAUUAUUCUCCCUCAUUACUCUCAACACGGGCCCGAUCAGCACGAUUUCACACAGAUUAAACGCGCACCUCCUCGAGUGCGGUUGCGCUAAAUGGAGGAGAAGAAGGAAGACGGGGACUCGGAGAUACAGGAACACGGACCCGAGCACUGGUUCUCAAAAUGGGAGCGGCAGUGCUUGGCCGAGGCGGAGCAGAGGGAGCCCAGCGAGGAGGAGGCCGACAACGACCAGGAGAAACUGUGGCACCUCUUCCAGAACUCCGCUACCGCCGUAGCACAGUUAUACAAAGACAGAGUAUGCCACCAGCAGGGCCUGUCACUGUGGGUGCCAUUUCAGAACGCCGCUACAGCAGUCACCAACCUCUACAAAGAGAGUGUGGAGGCCCAUCAGAGAAGCUUUGAUUGGGGCAUCCAAAUAGGCCAUCAACGCCGUAAUAAGGACAUGUUGGCCUGGGUGAAAAAGCGCCGGAGAACCAUUCGCAGGGAGGAUCUCAUCAGCUUUCUGUGCGGCAAAGCACCACCACACAGGAGCAGCAGGGCUAACUCCCGGCUGGCCAUGGUGGCCCCUAGUCGAGCCAAUUCACCAUCGGAGACGGGCUCGUCUGUGGAGGCAGACCUCCAGCCCUUCAGGGAGGCCAUAGCACUGCAUGGUCUAAGUGGAGCCAUGGCGAGCAUCAGUGUGCGCUCCGGUGCUCCAGGUUCUCCCACACAUGUGAGCGGGAGCAGCAGUAAUGGGGGCGGUGCUGCCGGAGGUGGUUCUUCUGGCGCUGGGCCGGUGUGCCGCAGCAGGCGCAAUGGACUCCAAGACGUGGACCUGAACACUUUCAUCUCAGAGGAGAUGGCUCUGCAUCUGGACUCUACAGGCUCUGCCUCCGCUGGAGGCGUAGGAACCAGGAAACGAAAUUCCACCCAGUGUAGUGAUGUCAUCACAGACUCUCCUACUCACAAACGUAACAGGAUGAUCUGAUCUUUUGCCUGCAGAUGUGUAUGAGAGGGUGGGGGGGGAGCUUUCACAGCCAUGGCAGGGAAAGGUGGGGUGAAUGGGCUGAUAUGUGACAGAUGGACGGACUGAUGCUUCGGAUGCCUGGCUGUGGAAAAGAACCCAAGUUGAAAAUAGGACUGUAGGUUCUCAGUUCAUUCUAAUCAGAUGUUGGAUGCAUUAUUUUCCUUGUCUCCUUUUCCGACACUAUUACUACAAAUCACUGCUCUGCAAUCGGGACACUGUGCGUGAGAGAGACUGGGAGGACUGGUCACCGUCACACACUCCUCAGACAUCGCUACCCUGGAAAGGAGACAAUGAAGGAACCAACACGUUCUGGGAUGCAGACAGUUGUCAAAGAGUUGAAAAUGCACUGUGCUGCUUUACAAGUAGAAGCCACUUGAUCCUUGACACAUUUGUGCCCUUCCCUCCCUUAACCUCACUCAUCCUCACCCACCACCUUAAUAAGGAAGUGAGGGCCAUGAUCAAAUCAUCUCACUCAGUGAAUCAAGUUGCUCGCCAAAUGUUGGACCCUGCUCUAUCAGAGACACAGCUCUGUGUCAAACAACCCAGCGGUUUCUUUCUGUUACUUCAUCAUCGCAGCUCUUAGUUGACGUCUGGUGGAGCUCAUUCGCUAAUUCGAGAACAUCUGUGGCAUCAUCCGGCCUCAUGUGCUCGGAACCAGCCACAUUUCUCUGGUUAUCAGGCCGCGUGGAACUACCAAUAGCAGGCUAUUGAUGUUUGGACAUAAAGAUUAAACUACUCUGCUUCAACGGUGACUUGAUUCAGUUAAGCCAGUCACCAUUUUUGUUUUUAAACCACCAGUGUUAAAAAUCCUUUGCCACUGUUCUCUCCACCUUGUUUUCUCUCCUGUUUUACGUUGUUUUUUUGUUAAGGAUAACAAAGGAAAAAACCUUCUUUGUGGUAUAGCUUCACAGACGGCCUGUUUGUUGACUGUGACGCCCUCUUCCCCCCUCGACCCUGUACUUAUUAUAAAAGCAGCUCAUGUUUUAUGUGAUAGUGUUAUUAUUCUGAUGAGUUGUAAUAAGGAUUUUCUGCACUUAGCUUUCACUUCCAACUCAUGCAAAUAAAUCGGCUCUUCCUUUGUAUCCAAGUUGUAGCCUUGUCCAGCCCUGAACAGGUCCACACAUUGAUUAUCUGUCGGUGCUCAGAAGAAGUCAUAACGGGAUAUGAUUAGAAACGGAGCUGUCGCGCACUCUCCUCGUUCACUCUUUAAGAAAAGUGAUCGGGAUGUGGGGCGUCUGCAUGUGGGCUCAACCUGUGCUCAGAGACUCUGGGGGGGGGGGUUCUUUCCCUGAUUAAUGAUGGAAAGUACUGGACGAUAAUCGGUGCUGUAACGGAAGCAUAAAUCACAGAAAUGUUCUUAUGAAGGUAGCCUUUCUCAACAGGGCGACCAAACACUGGAGUCGCUGGCUGAUCAGGCUGCAGUGUUUGGUCGGCUGUUGGGGAAAUGGUCGGCUUUUUGUACAAGGGGUGCGUGCAUUAAUAAGAUGUGAAUGGGUUUGUUGUUUAUUGUUUUUGUUUAUUAUUUUUUUUUUUUAAACUUGGUACAGGAUGAUGCAACUCUGGGCUCGUUUAGUUCUUGAAAUGGUUGUUGCCUUCUGUAAAGGAGCGGAGCCGGAGACACUGAGAUCACACGAGUCAGACACGUGGGUAUAUAUAGUUAUUUGUAAAGUAAUAUAAACUGGUACUGUGUAUAUGUGUGUGUAUAUAUAUAUAUAUAUAUAAAUAUUUUAGGGUAUUAACAAAAUAUAAUUGGAGUUAAAUCUAAAAAAAACUUGUUUGUGAAGGUGGAAAAUGCUUUCAUGUUGCAUAGGAAGCUAACAGAGUGUAAACAAUGACAGUGUUGUCUAGUUAUUAAAAUCAAUGAUGGAUAUUUCUAGCGAUGCUCAGCUGUAGUAGUGAUACAGUGACUUUCUGCCUGUAAAUACCCACUGGAGCCGACUCAUGUGAUAUCAAUGAUCUCUUCCCUCUUCUCCUGACUGUCGUUGACUUGCUCACUCCCCCUUCACUUUUAUAACCUGGAAACGUAGGUUUUGUUAAGUUGUAUAAAAAAGCAUGCCAGUUUUUAACCUCUGUUACAUUUUGGUCACGGAUUUCAUUUUUAUUUCCCUCUUCUUGCAUUCACUUUGGCUGUUUAUACUCGAACAUGAUCGCUGGCUAGUCGGAAAAGGAAUCGGGCUGAGAGUUGUUGAUAAUGUCAAAUGAAGAGUUCUGCAUAUUUUUUAUUUUUUCUGUUCUUGCAUAGGAGUGUAAAAAAAAAAAAAGACUGAAAAUAUUAACCUAAUAUUUGAAAAGUGAGAUUUGAUUUGUCUACACACAGAAAGCCUCUGAUUACUCGGAAGAGCAACAAUAAACCAGGGUCUAAAUUUAAAUCAGGUUUUAGGCAGCGUCCGCUAUCACAGGUCGAGGGACUAAUGCAACAUAGGAAGGAUCUUGAAUAGGAAUUAAACCCUAAACGUCACAUUUAGAGUCGGGUGAGUUUGGGAUUCAGACCUGCGGAGGCAUCAUGGCAGCGAGGGUCGGAGACAGUUAGAAUCCUGAGGACUGACCUGACCGCCUGUCCACCCCGGCUCUUCAUUAUAUCAGAGGAAUGCUUUAAGAAUAUGUUUUUAUUUCCCUUCGACCCUUAACUCGCUCUCUGAUUCUCCUCGGUAGCAUCUCAGGCUGAAACAUAACGAGUACCUGUGACCUCCCAGUGUCUGAUGGAUGACAAGGAGGAGAGUGCCGAUAGAAAAACAGAAAUUCACGAGAGUUGGCUGUGAGCAGGGUGGUGCAGUCCCCCCCUCCCCUUCCCAGCCCACUGAUUAUUCUGGUUAUGAGAGAAGGGGUGGGCACUUUGUGUUUUUUCUUUUCUUCCCCUGAGCCAAUCACAGGCCUUCAUUCACAUUGUUUCAAGAAGUCUGACUCAUGCCACGUGUCUCUGGAGCCAACACUAUUAUUAGCUGUUUCUUGAUACUUAUUUGUUUAAAAAGUAAUAAAUGGCUAAUCUAUAUACUUAACAUUUAAUUGUUGGUAUGAUAUGUGGUUCACAUUGUAAAACAAAUAAAACCAUUGAGUUGCAA